Protobothrops mucrosquamatus (brown spotted pit viper) is the source of this 833-nucleotide messenger RNA. It is a transcript of the gene METTL21C, whose product is annotated as methyltransferase like 21C. The record is from RefSeq and is a predicted model, not a curated record. Gene Ontology annotation, molecular function: protein-lysine N-methyltransferase activity. NCBI's taxonomy places the organism in Eukaryota, Metazoa, Chordata, Lepidosauria, Squamata, Viperidae. Gene Ontology annotation, biological process: peptidyl-lysine methylation. The transcript is spliced from 4 exons. The coding region runs from base 1 to 771 and encodes 256 amino acids. Gene Ontology annotation, cellular component: cytosol; cytoplasm.
AUGAUCUCUACAAAGCACCAGAUGCUCCCUAAAAUGGCUCAGAAAUUAACAGAAGAGGAGGAGGAAAAAGAAUCCAAAGUUGACUACAGUGACAAUUCUUCUCUAUUACCUGACUCAGAUCCACCUGUAUUUAAAAUAUUGCCAAAAUGGGUUCCAAAGGCCUCCUACUAUUUUGACAAAGAACAUUAUUGUUAUGCUGGCCAUCAGAUCAUCAUUCAAGAAUCCAUUGAAUGCUUUGGAGCUGUAGUAUGGCCUGCUGCCCUUGCUUUAUGUCAGUACCUGGAAUCAAAUCAAGAGGAAAUUAACUUCAAAGAAAAGAAAGUCCUUGAAAUUGGAGCUGGGACAGGUCUAGUGUCUAUUGUGGCAAGUAUAUUAGGAGCUUUUGUUACUGCUACUGACUUGCCUGAGGUACUUGAAAACUUGGAGUUCAAUAUUACUAGGAAUACACGGAAUCUAGACAUUCACAAGCCUGAAGUGAGGAAGCUCAUUUGGGGCAAGAAUCUUUCUGAAGACUUUCCUAAAGCAACCCACCAUUAUGAUUUCAUUUUGGCUACUGAUGUUGUCUAUCAUCACAUAGCUCUCGAUUCUCUGCUGGAUACACUUUACUACUUAUGCCAGCCUGGGGCAACGUUGCUUUGGGCAAAUAAAUUUAGAUUCAGCACAGAUUAUGAUUUUUUGGACUCAGUAAGCAACACAUUCAAUAUUACCCAGCUAGCAGAAUUUCCAGAGUCAAGUAUCAAAUUGUUCAAAGGGACCAUAAAAGAGAAUUAAAAUGAGGAAGCAGAAUCCAGAUUAAAGUGCAAAAGCUGAGACUUUAAGAGACUACUAAGAGU